AUGGGCUCCCAGCUGGAAAACGCCCCCCUCCACCCAGAUGUAAAUGUUCGCGGCGCCCCCGCCUCCCGCCAAGAAUCCGGCUCAGUCUACACCUCUGUGUUCCCCGUUCCCCCAAACCAGAAAUCAACUCACUCAGACAAGACUUUGAUCUUCAAACUUUGCGAGAGAGGCAGAGAAGCCUCAGGACCCGCUGCCCCCUUCGCCCCCACUCCCGCCCCCAGCUCACCUCCCGGAGCCACAAACCCUACAAAACCGGAUCAGAAACCCACGGGAAGGAUCAAACUAAGGAGGGCAGGGGCGGGCCGGGGGGGUAGGGCGCGACCCCGAACUAGGGGCCUCGCGGGGGGCCGGGCUGGGCAGCUCGGCCGGCGGAGUGGCGGGGCCGCCGGGAGCGCCGCGCUGCCCGGGCGGAGGGAAGGUGGGGCGGCCCCGUUACCUGGAAGAAGAAGGCGGCCCAAGGCCGGGCUCUCAUCUCCGCCGAGCCCCACCGGCCCGCCCCCCCCGGCCCAAAUCCAACCGAACGCGUCCAGAGCCCCGGCGAGCGGGCCGCCGAGCGCGGGGCCAGAGCCCCGGGAGGCGCUCGCGGCACCCGGAGCCCGGGCGCGGGUCGGUCCCCAGCGCCGCCGCUCGCGAAAAGGCACGGAAAGCAGCAGCCUAGUCCAGAAAUGGCGACGCGCGGAGCCUCUGCCUCUCCGCACAAGGGGCCGGGGGCGCGGGGCCCGGGCUGGGAGGAGGCACACGGGGGACGCGGGGGACGCGGGCGCCCCGGGCCCUGGCCGCUCCUCGACGCGACCCCCGGGCGUGGGGAGGGGGGAAUCUGCCCCCUCCCCAACCCCGCCGCAGCCGCCACUUGCAGAGGUCUUUCCGCCGGGGGCCCCGCCACCCCGCUGGGGAGGGGGACCCGGGCGCAAGGCGCGCGGGGCGGCCCGGGCAAGCCCCCCGGAGCGCCGGGCGCCGGGCCCGCCGCUCCCCUCCGCGCCAGCCGGGAGAGAGCCCCGAAAUAGCCGGCCUGCCAACUUCAAAGGGCCGCCGGCACAUCAAAGCGCGCGGGCCGCCGGGCCGCGGCGGCCUCGGCACUCACCAUUGAUCCGCGGGCGCGCUCCGCUGCGAGACCUCGCUGGCGCCCCGGGCAGGGCCCCGGCCCCGGCCCCCGGAUCGGCUCGCAGCGGCAGCCCCGGGCCCCCCCGGGCCGGUCCCGGCGUCGGGGAACAUCGGGAGUCGCACGGCAGGGGAGGGGGGUGCGGGGAAACAACAAUCCCGGGAUUAGAGCGAGCUCCACCGGGAAGGAGGGUGAAGCGGCGCGCUCCGCCGCCCCUUUUAUGCAAAAGACCCGAGUGGGCCUCCGCCCCCGCCGCGGCCGCCCCCGGCCCCUCCGGCCCCCGCCCGGCCCGGCUUUCAACACAGGUCCUGUUUCCAGCAGUCACUCCGCGCACCAAAUGUCCUCCGGGCGCUUCCAACAAAAACUGCGCUGUGGAUUUAACUGUGCACUUCAAAGGCGCGAGCCGAGCGCACGGUCCUGAAAGGGAGGUACGCGCCGGCCGCGCCCCCGGGCGCCCCCCGGUGCCCCAGCCGCCCCUCCCCGGGGCCGGACGGCUCACACCGCCCCUCGGGCCCGGGCUCGGCCUGGCCGGACCCCCUCCCACCCCCGGCGCCCGCGACUCGGCUCGGCGCGACCUCGCCCCCUGUCCGAGGGGGGCUUUUUUUGAAGCGGCUCCGCUGGGGCCGCGCCUCCACCCCCACCUUUUACAGCAGGGCUUUCGGCGGGGGAGACGGGCGCUUCGGACGCCGGGCGGCCCCGAAGUCCAUUGCAGCGCGGGGUUAUUUUUAUUUCCCUGCUCUCGGGUUGUUACUGAGUUGCCAGGACCUUAUCAAAGCGCAGCCGGCUCCAGCCGACUCCCCCGGGCCGGGCUCGGGGAGCCAGUGAUCCCGCCGCGCCAAUCACAGCCGCGCUCGGCCGGCCCGCGCCGCCCGCCUUAA
Messenger RNA from Enhydra lutris kenyoni (northern sea otter), 1977 nucleotides. Its product is annotated as collagen alpha-1(I) chain-like. The coding region runs from base 1 to 1977 and encodes 658 amino acids. The transcript is spliced from 3 exons. Lineage: Eukaryota; Metazoa; Chordata; Mammalia; Carnivora; Mustelidae. The record is from RefSeq and is a predicted model, not a curated record.